AGUUUCUCACUUUUAAUCAGUCUGUCUCUGGUUGUCGAGCUGAUCUUUAGAACUGCACAAUACAAUAUGACAAUGCUGGGGUUUGUGAUGCUAUUAUGCAUCCUGGGAGCCCCCAUGGAUCUGAGAACUGCUGCCCUAGCUGCAGACUUUUGCAACAAGCACACAGAUGUGGUGUUCAUCAUCGACAGUUCUCGAAGCGUCCGGCCCGCUGAGUUUGAGCAGGUCAAGGACUUCAUGACCAAAGUCAUUGAUGGUUUAAACGUCGGGCCUAACGCUACUCGUGUGGGCGUUCUGAAUUAUGCCAGUAGGGUGAACAACGAAGUCUCCCUCAAGUCUCACACAACCAAGGCUGGAUUGGUCAAGGCCAUAUCCAAGAUUAAACCACUAUCCACUGGUACCAUGACAGGCCUUGCCAUUCAGUUUGCCAUGAAUGUGGCCUUUAGUGAAGCAGAAGGGGCACGCAAAUCGCCUGACAUCAACAAGGCGGCCAUUAUUGUGACUGAUGCCCGUCCACAGGACAAUGUGCGUGAUAUCGCAGCAAAGGCACGGGAGGCUGGCAUUGAGAUCUUUGCCAUCGGGGUGGGCCGUGUGGACAUGGAGCCUCUCAGAGACAUGGCCAGCGAACCUCUUGAUGAUCAUGUAGAUUAUGUGAAGAAUUACAGCCUCAUAGAGAAGCUCACCAAGAAGUUCCAAGUAGCCAUCUGUAGGAAGGACUUAUGCGUGUCACGCGAUCAUGACUGUGAGCAAAUUUGCAUCAGCACACCUGGAUCUUUCAAGUGCGCAUGCAGAGAGGGCCACACGUUAAUGAACGAUGGCAAAUCAUGCAGUGCUUGCAGUAAUGCAGCCUUAGAUGUGGUCUUCUUGAUCGAUAGCUCUAAAAGUAUAAGCCCAAAAAACUUUGAGCUGGUGAAGAAAUGGAUAAACCAGAUUAUAGACAAGCUGGAUGUGUCGGAGAACAAUGCUCAUGUCGGACUAGUGCAGUAUUCCAGCUCUGUGAAGCAGGAAUUCCCUCUGGGACGCUACAACAACAAAAAGGACCUAAAAGAUGCUGUGAAAAAAAUUCACCCAAUGGAAAAAGGAACCAUGAUUGGCCUAGCCCUAAAUUAUCUGGUGAACAGUAGCUUUACUCCUAGCCAUGGUGCCAGACCUGGAGUGACAAAGGUUGGUAUUGUCUUCACGGAUGGAAGGUCACAAGACGAAAUUAAAGAGGCAGCCAGGAAAGCCAAGGAGAAUGGUAUUAUGUAUGCUGUUGGUGUUGGUGACGCUCUUAAGGACGAGCUGAAGCAGAUUGCCUCUGAACCUGUCGCUGACCAUUCCUUCUACACGGCUGACUUCAAAACCAUGAACCAAAUCGCCAAGAAGCUGCAAAUCAAUGUUUGUGAUCCCUGUGAUUGUAACUCCAUUGUCAAAUUCCAGAAAAAGGUGGAGGAGGCACUACAGGUGUUAACAAAGAAAUUGGAAGCCGUAACAAAAAAAAUGGCUGCCCUGGAGAAUCAAAUAUCAUUUGAGACGCCGCCAAGAUCAAAUUCUAAUGAAUCUGUGUACAUUCUCCAUGUGAUAAUAAGGUGUUUCUAUGCCCUGAAGGCAAAAAGAGCUUCUGGCAUUCAUGUUGACACUGGAAAUACUGUGACAGUAAGUGCAUUUAUAGCAGAGUUUGUGUGGUGUCACAUGAUACAGGAUGUCUGUCUCUGGUUGUCGAACUGGCCAUUAGGACUCACGCUACAUUACAGUAUGGCAUUGCUGGGGUUUGUGAUGCUAUUAUGCAUCCUGGGAGCUCAAGCCACCGUGGAUCUGAGAACUGCUGCCGCUAUGGCUGCAGGCUUGUGCAACACUAAGCCCACAGAUGUGGUGUUCAUCAUCGACAGUUCUCGAAGCGUCCGGCCCGCUGAGUUUGAGCAGGUCAAGGUCUUCAUGGCCAAAGUCAUUGAUGGUUUGAACGUCGGGCUUGACGCUACUCGUGUGGGAGUUGUGAAUUAUGCCAGUAGGGUGAAGAACGAAGUCUCUCUGAAGGCCCACAAAACCAAGGCUGCAUUGGUCAAGGCCGUAUCCAAGAUUGAACCACUGUCCACUGGUACCAUGACAGGCCUUGCCAUUCAGUUCGCAAUGAAUGUGGCAUUUAGUGAAGCAGAAGGUGCACGCAAAUCCCCUGGCAUCAGCAAGGUGGCCAUCAUUGUGACCGACGGCCGUCCACAGGACAAUGUACGUGACAUUGCAGCGAAGGCAAAGGAGGCUGGCAUUGAGACCUUUGCCAUUGGGGUGGGCCGUGUGGACAUGAACACUCUCAGGCAGAUGGCCAGCGAACCUCUUGAUGAUCACGUAGAUUACGUGGAGAGUUACAGCCUCAUAGAGAAGCUCACCAAGAAGUUCCAAGAGGCCUUCUGUGCGGUUGUCUCGGACCUAUGCGCGACAGGCGAUCAUGACUGUGAGCAAAUUUGCGUCAGCACACCUGGAUCUUUCAAGUGCGCAUGCAGAGAGGGCCACACGCUAAUGGACGACGGCCGAUCAUGCAGUGCUUGCAGUAAUGCAGCCUUAGAUGUGGUCUUCUUGAUCGAUGGCUCUAAAAGUGUGAGACCAGAAAACUUUGAGCUGGUGAAGAAAUGGAUCAACCAGAUUAUAGACAAGCUGGAUGUGUCGGAGAACAAUGCUCAUGUCGGACUGGUGCAGUAUUCCAGCUCUGUGAGGCAGGAAUUCCCUCUGGGACGCUUCAACAACAAAAAGGACCUAAAAGAUGCUGUGAAAAAAAUGGACUACAUGGAAAGAGGAACCAUGACUGGCCUAGCCCUAAGUUUUCUGUCAGAGAAUAGCUUCACUCCAGGCCAGGGCGCCAGACCUGGAGUGGCAAAGGUUGGUAUUGUCUUCACGGAUGGAAGGUCACAAGACUACAUUGGAGACGCAGCCAGGAAAGCCAAGGAGAGCGGCUUUAAGAUGUAUGCUGUUGGUGUUGGUAACGCUGUUGAGGACGAGCUGAAGGAGAUUGCCUCUGAACCUGUCGCUGACCAUUACUUCUACACGGCUGACUUCAAAACCAUGAACCAAAUCGCCAAGAAGCUGCAAAUCAAUGUUUGUGUAGAGGAAGAUCCCUGUGAAUGUAACUCCGUUGUCAAAUUCCAGAAAAAAGUGGAGGAGCUUCUACAGGUGUUAACAAAGAAAUUGGAAUCCGUAACAAAAAGGAUCGCUGCCCUGGAGAAGAAGAUUGUUUGAGACGCCACCAAGAUCGAAUUCUUACACUGCCACCCAUUUCUUUCAUUGAAAAAUAAAACUCUGAGCCUCCUGUGACCUCUGACCCAAUGCUUUACUUUCUCUCCUAAAAUGUCUUCAUCACUAUUGUCCAUUGGGAUGGAACAAUAAUCGUCCUGGCAAUGGUUUAUCUGUCUACGCUUGUUUUGAAUUACGGCCAACUCAAAAAGAACAGUGUUGUCAAACAGUCAUCCACAUAGUAAGACCCCAUAAAGGUUAGCAAGAGUUCCCACAGCAAGCCAUUGUGGAAUCUGUAUGCUUCAGUCCUAUUGUGAGGUAUGGGACUAAGGCUAUUCGCAUACAACAUACACAAAAAAAGUAUUUCUUAUUGGUAAGUGGUGUGUAUAUUAAAUCUAGGUGAGGUUUCACUUUGUCUGUGCUUUUUUGGACCUCUUUUUCCUCAUUUCAGCGUUCUUGCCCCCCCAUAAAGGUAUCCUUUGUUUUAUAUGAAAUAUUUAUAAAGGUAAUUUAAUAUAAAAAUAAGAAUGGACUUGAACUACAUGUGUGAAUGCUUGUUUAUUGUAAAAAUAAAACUGUUAAGUAACUAAGCAUGCACACAUACAGACACAACACACACACGACACGAGCAAACAUUCACUCCCUCAGUGUUAUAAUAACUGUCUGUGUUGAUGCAAUAAAAUCCCAAGUGUGUCUGUGUCUUUGUUGUGUCCUUGUUUUUGUCUGUUAAACAGCUGUGCUGUUA
Paramisgurnus dabryanus is the source of this 3940-nucleotide messenger RNA. RefSeq names its product matrilin 1 (gene matn1). Gene Ontology annotation, molecular function: calcium ion binding. The record is from RefSeq and is a predicted model, not a curated record. NCBI's taxonomy places the organism in Eukaryota, Metazoa, Chordata, Actinopteri, Cypriniformes, Cobitidae.